UCUGUUCCAACACAACAAGAAAACGAGUCAGACAACUUUGAUUUAGCGAUGCAUGAUCCGGAUUACUUUGGGAUAAAAGCAGGUGUGUACUAUCGAGGAUAUGGAAUAAUCGUGAAACAAUCAACUCAUUGAACUGAGUUGGCGCGAGGAAGAUAUAAAAGGGAUGGUAUGGUUUCCACAUGGACCUGAAGGAAAAUCUUGCCCACUUGUUACUGUUCGGAAUCUCUGGCCUUUUAACUUGACGCUUUUUCUCCUCUCUCAACCUUUGAUUCCAGAACUUCUGGCUUGGGCGAUGUGUGUAUUUCUAUACUGGUUUAUUUUCCCCCUGGUUACAAUGUUCGUUUCGUUUUAUGUCUAUUUCCACCAUUUUUGGAAGUCAUGUUUCUAGAUAAUGAAAUGUGAAUGAUCUUGAGAUAUAUU
Aspergillus costaricaensis CBS 115574 is the source of this 420-nucleotide messenger RNA. RefSeq lists its product as uncharacterized. NCBI's taxonomy places the organism in Eukaryota, Fungi, Ascomycota, Eurotiomycetes, Eurotiales, Aspergillaceae. The coding region runs from base 164 to 388 and encodes 74 amino acids. The record is from RefSeq and is a predicted model, not a curated record. The transcript has a single exon.